Chionomys nivalis (European snow vole) is the source of this 1233-nucleotide messenger RNA. RefSeq names its product Scm polycomb group protein like 4 (gene Scml4). Gene Ontology annotation, molecular function: protein binding. The record is from RefSeq and is a predicted model, not a curated record. Bases 13 to 1233 code for a protein of 406 amino acids. Lineage: Eukaryota; Metazoa; Chordata; Mammalia; Rodentia; Cricetidae. The transcript is spliced from 7 exons.
GCACCAGCAGAGAUGCAGACACAGAAGGUCCCAGGGAGGAAGCGUGGCCGGCCUCCCCUUCACUCCACACCAGUGCAGAUGGCAGUCCAUAAUCUUUAUUCUGCGUCUGCUGGCUCUGUACCGGCAGUGACGAUCCCCAAGAAGAGAGGGCGGAAACCCAGGUACAAGAUCAAGCCCCCAGUGCUCAUGACUCCCUUGGCUCUAUCACCUCCACGGAGUACCCCAGAACCCGACCUCAGCUCCAUCCCUCAGGAUGCAGCCACCAUCCCCAGCUUGGUGGUCCCACAGGCUCUCACAGUGUGCCUCUACAUUAACAAGCAGGCUGAUGCAGGGCCGUACCUGGAGAGGAGGAAGCUGCAGCAGCUUCCUGAGCGCCUGGGGCCUGAGCGGCCUGCAGCUGUCCUGCAGCAGGCGGUGCAGGCAUGCAUAGACUGUGCGCACCAGCCAAGGCUCGUCUUCUCCCUGGUCAAGCAGGGCUACCGUGGUGAACUGGUGUCAGUCUCUGCUUUCUUUGAUGGAAAACAGCACCUGAGGAGCCUGCCCGUGGUGAACAGUGUGGGCUAUGUCCUCCGCUUCCUGACCAAACUGUGCCGUAGCCUCCUGUGUGACAACCUCUUCAGUCACCUGCCCUACCCUGGGAGCCUCAGUGCCUCUGAGAAGACCCAGGAGAGAGAGGAUGGGAGGCCUGAGUCAGCCCAAGCGGCCACUGCUGAAGAGUGUCUGGCCAACCCUGUGGGCAUGGACCGCUACAGCAUGGACACCUCGUCCGCAGCCUUUAGCCACCGGGGGUCCUUGGCCCACUCCUCCUCCCAGUACUACAAGAGACUGAACUCUGGAGACGGCCACCUUGGAGGAGGCCCUGCCACUACCACCAGCACUUCCCGUACCAACCCUGUGCCCUCAGGAGGGGCGUCGACACCUGGACUGAGGUUCCCGGCCUCCAGCCCCAAGAGGAAUGAAGCCUCGAGCCCCUCUCCAGAGGUGCAGGACACCAGGCGACCAAGCAGCAGAAACCCUUCUACCUGGACUGUGGAGGACGUGGUUCGGUUUGUGAAAGACGCUGACCCUCAGGCUCUGGGGCCUCACGUGGACCUCUUCAGAAAGCAUGAGAUUGACGGCCAUGCCUUGCUGUUGCUGAGGAGUGACAUGGUCAUGAAAUACCUGGGACUGAAGCUGGGACCCGCACUCAAACUCUGCUAUCACAUCGAGAAGCUGAAACAAGCUAAGUUCUGA